Linnemannia hyalina is the source of this 399-nucleotide messenger RNA. Lineage: Eukaryota; Fungi; Mortierellomycota; Mortierellomycetes; Mortierellales; Mortierellaceae. The record is from the annotation of a GenBank genome assembly.
AUGUCAGGCGUACCAGGAGGAAUCGACAAACCCAUACCCAUCGACAAGAAGCACCCUCUCUCGGAAUCCGAUCCAGAACUCGAGUGGAUCCUCCACCAGCUCUCCAGUCAGAUCCAGAAGGCCUACAUCCACAUCUCCUCCAUCGCCGACAGCGCGCCCACCUUUGAGCCCGUCUCGUAUGCUACCCAGGUCGUCGCAGGAACCAACUACUAUGUCAAGUUGAAGGUUACCCAGCAUGGUUGGAAUGGACAGAACUGUGGCGGUGGUAAGGAUGAUGGCAAGGAGUAUUGCCAUGUCAAGAUCUUUCAUCAGGCUUGGACAAAGACGACCGAGCUGACUGGUAUUUCUGUCCGAAAGACCAAUAACGAUCCAUUCGAGUAUGACAUGCCUGCUCCUUGA